GUAGGCUCCCUACCCUGGCAUGUACAUUCAUGCAUAUCCAUGUGGCAUGGGCUGUCAUGCUCUCACAUGCACCAGUAAUUGACAAGAAUGCUGCACAGAGUUGGCCGAUCAGAAGAUAUGCAGUGCAGAGGAACAGGAUUUGAGACAGCCCCGGGUUUCCUCUUCAAUCCCGCCCCAUCUCUCUAAAUUAGGUCAAAAUGACUGAAAAGGCCCCAGAAGCACACCUGGAAGAGGAUGAUGAUGAGCUGGAUGAAAAGCUCAACUACAAGCCUCCACCUCAGAAGUCCCUGAAGGAGCUGCAGGAGAUGGACAAAGAUGAUGAAAGUCUAGCUAAGUACAAGAAAACGCUGCUGGGUGAUGGCCCUGUGGUAGCAGACCCAUCAGUCCCCAAUGUUGUAGUCACUCGGCUCACCCUGGUUUGUGACAGUGCCCCGGGACCAAUCACCAUGGACCUUACCGGGGAUAUUGAAGCCCUCAAGAAAGAACUGUUUGUGCUGAAGGAAGGUGUUGAAUAUAGAGUCAAAAUUAACUUCAAAGUGAACAGGGAUAUUGUGUCAGGCCUGAAAUAUGUUCAGCACACCUACAGGACUGGGCUGAAAGUGGAUAAAGCAACAUUUAUGGUUGGCAGCUAUGGACCUCGGUCAGAAGAGUAUGAGUUCCUUACUCCAACUGAGGAGGCUCCCAAGGGCAUGCUAGCCCGAGGCACAUAUCACAACAAAUCCUUCUUCACCGACGAUGACAAGCAUGACCACCUCACCUGGGAAUGGAACCUGUCCAUUAAGAAGGACUGGACAGAAUGAAUGCAUCUGCCCAUCCCUUUCCCUCCCCUUGCCACCUGGAAGAAUGUUCCUAGUCAUGUUCAUUGCCCUGUCCCUUUUGCCUGCUCACAGCUGGGUCCCUUCUCCAAUGCUCCCCACAUUCCCUUAUUGAUGCAUCAUAUCCGCCCUGUUUCUCAGUGUGGCCCCUAGCACAAGAAGCUUAAAUGCUAGGCUUUAACUCUGCUUAAUCCCUCCUGUCCUCCAGCAGGGCCAGAUCCUCCAAGUUCUCCAUCUCCAUACACAAUCGUUUUGUGUUUCCUGCUCUUAUUCCCAGCCAAAUAAUCAGAGACCAGGAAGUGGGCAACUAUCACUAACAGUCCUUUUGCUAUAGGUCCCAGUAAUUCAUCCCCAUCCCUGAAUCCUUCUGUGAUUGCUGCUGGCUCAAUGAACCCCUAGUCACAUCCCCUACCAGUUGGGGUUCUUCUUUUGUGGGAGACACUGUAAAGAAAAUAAGAGUAAAAAUAAAACAAAUAUAUAUCUGACUGAGA
Messenger RNA from Tupaia belangeri chinensis (Chinese tree shrew), 1306 nucleotides. It is a transcript of the gene ARHGDIB, whose product is annotated as Rho GDP dissociation inhibitor beta. The transcript is spliced from 6 exons. The record is from RefSeq and is a predicted model, not a curated record. Gene Ontology annotation, biological process: Rho protein signal transduction. Bases 198 to 800 code for a protein of 200 amino acids. Lineage: Eukaryota; Metazoa; Chordata; Mammalia; Scandentia; Tupaiidae. Gene Ontology annotation, cellular component: membrane; cytoplasm; cytosol. Gene Ontology annotation, molecular function: Rho GDP-dissociation inhibitor activity; protein binding.